Phalaenopsis equestris is the source of this 1821-nucleotide messenger RNA. Its product is annotated as cytochrome P450 71A1-like. NCBI's taxonomy places the organism in Eukaryota, Viridiplantae, Streptophyta, Magnoliopsida, Asparagales, Orchidaceae. The coding region runs from base 151 to 1701 and encodes 516 amino acids. The record is from RefSeq and is a predicted model, not a curated record. The transcript is spliced from 2 exons. Gene Ontology annotation, molecular function: heme binding; monooxygenase activity; iron ion binding.
UCUCACGGAACACUUAGCAGGUGGAGAAGUCAAAUACGAAACAAAAACUGACUGAAUGACGGCACGGACAUGUAGCAGAUAUUUGUUUGGCAGCAGAUUUUUUAGAAACAUUUUCAAAGAAACCACCCAAAUUUUUUAAAAUAGCAAACAAUGUACAAUCCAAGCGAAACCCCAAACAAAGCAACCAUGACGAUCCUCCUAAGCCUGCUAACAAUUCUCCUCCUCCUUUUCCUCCUCCGCAAGCGCAAAGCCGUCGCCGCCAAAAAGCUUCCGCCGUGCCCGCGAGGUCUCCCACUGUUGGGAAACCUUCACCAACUCGGCUCAUUUCCUCACCGAUCCCUCAACUCCCUUUCUAAACAAUAUGGCCCUCUCAUCCUUCUCCGAUUAGGCAUCGUCGCCCCCACCGUCGUCAUCUCCUCCGCAGAACUAGCGGAACAAGUUAUGAAGACUCAAGACCUCAUCUUCGCCAGCCGUCCACCAUCGUCCAUGGCCAACCAUCUGCUCUACAAUAGCACGGAUAUCGCCUUCUCGCCUUACAAUGACUAUUGGAGGAUGAUGAAGAAAAUAUCCAUCGUCCAUCUGCUGAGCAGCAGGCGCGUGCAAUCGUACAAGCGCGUGCGACAGGAGGAAAUAGAUCUCCUAAUUGAAGAGAUUCGCACUGCUUCAGCGGCGGCGGAGGCGGUGAACUUGAGCAAGAGGUUGGGGGUUCUCACGAAUGAUAUCAUAUGCAGGGUGGCGUUGGGGAGGAAGUACUCUGGGGAGACGAGAUUUCGAGAGAUGUUGGAUGAGUUUCAGAGGUUGUUGGGGAGCUUUCCAAUGGCCGAUUUUAUUCCUUGGCUGGGUUGGGUGGAUAGGGUGAUUGGGUUGGAGGGAAGAGCGAGGAGGACUUCGAGGGAGUUGGAUCAGUUUUUGGAGCGGGUUUUGGAGGAGCAUCUGAGUAGAAAAAAGAGUUCAAAUGCAAUUGGGAGCAGCAAAGAAUGUGAGGACUUGGUGGAUGUGUUGUUAUCAGUUAAAGACGAACAUGGUUCCGAAGAUGCUGACAUCCCCCUUGGUAAAGAGCAUAUUAAAGCUCUAAUUCUAGAAAUGUUUGCUGCUGGCACAGACACAACAAUCACCACUUUAGAAUGGGUCAUGGCAGAGCUCAUCAAGCACCCCAUAUUGAUCCAAAAGGUUCAAAGGGAGAUAAGAGAGACUCUUGGAUCUAAACAGGUUAUUGAAGAGGAAGAUAUAGAUAAAUUAACUUACCUAAAAGCAACUAUCAAAGAGACUCUAAGAUUGCACGUUCCAGUUGCUCUGCUAGUUCCCAGACUCACAACAGAAGACACUCAGUUAAAAGGCUAUGACAUUCCUGUUGGAACAAGAAUCAUAAUUAAUGCAUGGGGAAUCGCUAGAGAUCCUAAUUAUUGGGACACGCCAGAUGAAUUUCGGCCUGAUAGAUUCAUAAAUAGUAAUGUUGAUUUUAGAGGACAACACUUCCAGCUUACACCGUUUGGAGCAGGGAGAAGAGCCUGCCCGGGGAUAGGCUUCGCAAUUGCCGUUAUAGAAUGCACCCUCGCGAAGUUGUUGCAAGUUUUCGACUGGGAGGUUCCGGAAGAAUCGAAGGAUGAAGUAUUGGAUAUGAGCGAAAUUGCAGGACUAACAAUUCACAAGAAGUCGGCACUUAUUGUUAUACCAAAGUUGCAUUUUGCAGAACUUACCUAGCUAUUUUGGUUGAAUUGUAACUGAAAAGAUGAAAUGUGAAGGGAUUUAAUAUUAGUGAAUUGUUUGGGAAUAACAAAUCGCAUGCCUGACAUUAUUCAAACAAAAACAUAUUGUUAUGCU